AAUUAAUACUACUGCUGUAUGAAAUUUUAAUUACUCCAUUUUAUAUACAGAUAGAGCCUAAACCUUAUAAAUCUCCUACCACCUUCAUCAACUCACUUUCGAUAUGCUACGCCAAGAACUGUGAUGUUCAACAUGUUGCAAACUCAUCACCUCCAGUUUCUAGCGAUUCUCUUUCUAUAUACGCUGACAUGCUCUGAAACCGCAGCCACUUCCAUCCCACAAGAGCUUCACAUAGGCUUCUCUGUGACGCCAGAGUCUUGGACGACGCCGUUUCAAGCAGUUCUGAGCGAUCAUAGUGGCAACUUCUCUCUAGGCUUCCUCCGCGUGAACCAAAACCAGCUGGCACUGGCGGUCCUCCACGUGGCAUCCUCGGAGCCAUUCUGGGUGGCCAACCCAUCCCACGCGCCAUCAUGGUCCGACAACACGCGCCUCUUCUUCAACGGCAGCCUCGUCCUGUCCGACCCCGAAACGCUCGUUUUGUGGUCAACCGCCACAAACGGAGACCGCGUGGUGCUCCUCAACAGCUCCAAUUUACAAGUUCACCACAAUGGCAUUCCCCUAUGGGAGAGUUUUCACUUUCCCAAAAAUACUCUCGUCCAGGACCAGAAUUUCACCUCCAACAUGACUCUUUUGUCCUCCAACGGCAUUUAUUCCAUGAGGUUAGGCAACGAUUUCAUGGGGUUAUACGAAAACCAUGUCCAAUUAUAUUGGAAACGCACGCCACUGGGAGCAAAAGCGGAAGUAAAGGAAGGGCAGGGACCGAUUUACGCCCGAGUCAACCCGGAGGGUUACCUCGGGAUGUAUCAGACAACCGACGAGAAGCCCACGGAUGUUCAAAAGUUCAACACGUUCCAACAAACGUCGUCGUUUUUGUUCGUGCGGUUGGAACCGGACGGGAAUCUGAAGGGCUACUACUGGGACGGUUCCACGUGGCAGCUCAACUACCAGGCUAUUACUGAAGCCUGCGACCUCCCCCGCUCCUGCGGUUCGUACGGUUUGUGCACUCCGGGAGGGUCUGGGUGCUCCUGUUUAGAAAACCGAACCCGGUUCGAACCGGAUGGGUGUUUUAAAGAUGUUGGUGGAGAGUCGUCUGGGGACUUGUGUAGUAGUGAAGGGAUUGGUGGAAGUAAAAGCAGUUACUGGGUGCUGAGAAGAACGGGAGUGGAAGCACCGCAUAAGGAGCUAGUAAGGCACCUAACGACGUCGUCUCGGGCGGAUUGUGAGGGAUUGUGCCAGAACAACUGUAGCUGCUGGGGGGCGCUGUAUAGCAACGCAACCGGGUUUUGUUAUAUGUUGGACUAUCCGAUCCAGACAAUGGUGGGUACUGGGGAUGGGUCAAAAGUGGGUUACUUCAAGGUUAAAAAAGAGGAACGAGGAAAGAACCGGGUUUGGAUACGGGUUGGGGUUGUGGUUACGGUUUUGGUUGGGGUUGGGGUUAUUAUUGUUGGAACCGGAUUUUGCGUGACGAGAUGGAGAAAGAGGAGAGGGGUGAAGGAAGAGGAAUGGGGUUCGCCCGGCCCGUAUAAGAAUCUUGGAUCCGCAAGUUUUAGAUUCAUAGAAAUGAGCAAUGCCCAUGACGCAAGGGGUGACGCAUGUGCUCAAAGUUGACAUUGUUGGCAGAAUCAGAAUGCAUUUGGAUUGGUGGGGUCCAUCUAAUCUAAUGUUUGUUUUCUCUUAUGAUCUUCCCACUUGCAAACAAUGAUAGUGGUUGGCGCACCUCCGCAUGUGAUGUGACUCUCCUUAUUUAUACAAAGCAAAUGCAUGGGUUGAGUUCCGGUGAAAAGGUUGACCAACGCAAGUGCCGGUUUGGAGUGCGGAAUGAAACCUUUCAAAAACAUGUCACCAAUCAGCAUCAUAGACUCAACUUAAACUAAAUAAAUUCUUUGUCUAGUUUUGCUGUCGGACGUGUCUUUUUUAUAUUGCAAUUUGACUUCAAACUCUCAUUUGAAGUGAGCCUGCAUUAGUUAACUUCAAAUUCCUUGCUCACAGAUAUGAAUGAAUAUUGUAAUGCAAUUCGGCCUGCUCUUC
Molecule: messenger RNA, 2028 nt
Organism: Glycine soja
Lineage: Eukaryota; Viridiplantae; Streptophyta; Magnoliopsida; Fabales; Fabaceae
Product: PAN domain-containing protein At5g03700-like
Exons: 1
Coding region: 124-1608 (494 amino acids)
Biological process (GO): recognition of pollen
Source: RefSeq, a predicted model, not a curated record